AUGGACGCUCCCCUCAAUUUCGAUGGCGUCGGCCGUGAGUUUGAUAAAUGGCUUGACUGGAAUGGCUCGGUCAACAACACCACAGACAACCAUACUGCGCCUAACAAAGACUUUGUCGAUCCUGGCACUCUCUUCCAACUUCCCAUAUCUCCUUCUUCCACCACCAAUGGCGAUGGUCACAAUCCCUUUGUGAAAAACGAACUCCUCACCGCCCCUCCUCCCGUUGAUAUCCUUACCCCCCGGCACAGUUCGGCUUCUCCAGAGUCCCGUUCUAGUAUCGACAUCAGACUCAGUGGCGAUACACUACGUGAUCAACAUUCUCCCACUGAACGCCCAAUGCUCAAAAGAAAACUAUCGCCCUCCGAUGUGCCCACCACAGAUUACUCAAAAGACACCCACGUACCAGCGGCCAAGAAGCGUCCUCACAAUGUGAUCGAAAAGCGAUACCGAGCAAACUUGAAUGAGAAGAUUGCCGAGCUACGGGACAGUGUACCAAGCCUUCGCAGUAUAAAGAAGACUAAAGGACGAGACGGGGACAAUGUCGACAGCGACGACGAAGAUCUUGAUGGUCUUGCUCCCAGCAACAAACUCAACAAGGCCUCGAUCUUGACCAAAGCAGUCGAGUAUAUUCGGCAUCUGGAGUUCCGCACCAAAAGAUUAGAAGACGAGAACAAGGCUCUUAAAGCACGCCUCGAGACCUUGGACAAGGUCAUUGCUGCGGGCGGACAAGACGCCCAGCGAACGGCUGCCUUCACAAGUAACACGAUUAUAGAGGAGUCUUCUGAACCCAUUUCUGCCGAAAAUGUCUCGAAAACAGACCAAUCAUCCUCAACUCCAGCACAGGGUCUCAUUCCAGUCCCCGACAUCUGGCGAAAAAUGAGACAGAGCCAGCCUGAGGAACAUUAUGGCCAUAUCUAUCAAACAGCUAAUGAACGGACCAGAUUCAAGGGCAAAUGGCCCACAAGGAUCAUGCUGGGCUCACUUGCCGGACUUAUGAUUAUGGAUGGUCUUACGGAAUCAGACACUGGUACUGAGUCUCGUGAGAAAGGCCUCUUUGGCAUUCCACUGGAGCUCCUCGACGGGUGGCAGUUUCUACGAUCUCCCAGAAUUUAUCUCGCGGCUUUUAGCCAAUUCUGUCGAACUGGAGGCAUCAUUCCCCUCGUCAAAGGAUUUUUCGCUUUGACGGUUCUGGCCUUCCUCAUUUUCUCAUACCUAUUCAACUCAAAACCAACACCCAAGGACGACCUGGAAGAACUCGGCACAUCCGCAAACCAAGCACCGGCCCCAGCCUCACCCAUCGAAGUACGAAGGAGGGCAUGGAGCACGAGCAUGCAAGCUCUUCACCUCCCUCACCAUAGCUUCUUUCCGGAGUGGUUAGCCAUCACUUCCGAGUGGUUCAAGUACACCUUUGGUUACAUCUUCGGUCCUCGGGCCUAUGCCUGGCUUACUAAACGGACCGUCGAAGAUGACGUGGCUCGGAUCAAAGCCUGGGAUAUCGCGAUCGAUGCUCAAUUAGCUGGCGGAGAUGUUGAAGUCAGUCGGAGUAGGGUCGUGUUAACCAUUUUCGGAUCCGGGACAUUGCCUUACACACCCCUGAGGCUAAUGUUGAAAGCUCUCCACUGUCGAGUUUUAUUGUGGAACGUGGGCUCACUCGGAACAGCGACAUCCAGGCUCGCUAACCGUGUUGGGCAAUACUUUGCAAACAGGCAAUGGCGGCGAGCCAAGGCCUCGCACGACAAGCUACCACUCCAACAUUCAGACCGACUCCCGCGUUAUCUGACGGAAAUGCUCAAUCUGCCUUGUGAUGAUGUCUUCCUUGAUACGGUCUGCCAAAGGGCGUACAACCUCAUGUACGAUCUACCAACACAGGAGCAUUCCUCCAAUGAGCUUCUGGAUGUUGUUGUUGAUGAUCAUGCAGUAAGAUCACCGCUUGAUGCAGUUGCCGCCUGGAGGUCAACCCAGGCUUUGACUCAGGCUCUAGAAUCGACCCUGCAGUCCCCUGAUUCUCCUGAACUUGCUCAAGAGCAUCUCAACUACGCAUUGAAAAUUGCUCCCGUGGGCUCUACAGCUGAAACCCGAGCUCUAGCCGCAAGCUCGGUCUUCAGUACGGCGAAUCGGAAUGCUUUUUUGGUGCGAGCUUCCAAGGCAAUGGACACCGCUCUACCUUCUGAUACCAAAACCACAAUGCAAAGCCGACCACCGUAUUUCAUCGAUUCCUCCACUCCAUUAUCGGCAAGAGCCGAUAUAAUCAAUUGCCUGCAUUGUGCUAAAACUCUUCAGAUUCUCGAUUGUGAGGGCAAUGCUCAGAAAGCUCUUGCCUUUUUCUCCUCUAAGAAUAUCGAUGCCACAUCUACGAACCUCAUGACCCAAGCCGCGGCUAAGCAUCUUAUCCGACGCUUGUCGAGCAUAGAAAUAUCAAAUGCAAAUGGUGGAGAAGAGGUUCGACACCUACUUCACGAUUUCACACGCGUCGCUGACAUUUUGGACGUUGCAAGAGCCAUGAAGUUCUCAAGACGAUCCAGCAUCCUCAGCGAUGAUACUGGCUACGAGAGUCAGGACGAGUCUAUCUCGUCGUGGGGUCUUGAUCAAGACCUACGUUGUGUCGAACUAACAACUCCGGCAUUGAAUGCUGAGUUUGUGGUGUAA
Exophiala bonariae is the source of this 2646-nucleotide messenger RNA. RefSeq lists its product as uncharacterized. Gene Ontology annotation, molecular function: protein dimerization activity. The transcript has a single exon. Gene Ontology annotation, biological process: positive regulation of transcription by RNA polymerase II; SREBP signaling pathway. The coding region runs from base 1 to 2646 and encodes 881 amino acids. The record is from RefSeq and is a predicted model, not a curated record. NCBI's taxonomy places the organism in Eukaryota, Fungi, Ascomycota, Eurotiomycetes, Chaetothyriales, Herpotrichiellaceae.